Molecule: messenger RNA, 462 nt
Organism: Acaulospora morrowiae
Lineage: Eukaryota; Fungi; Glomeromycota; Glomeromycetes; Diversisporales; Acaulosporaceae
Source: the annotation of a GenBank genome assembly
AUGUCCCCUACUACCUUUGAACAUAAUAAAAUUGCCUAUGGUCACAAUAUCCGAGGAUUUGACGCUCAUGUUCCGGAUGCUUUUGGUUUAAAUCGAGUGCAAAUGAAGAGGUACUACGAGGAGGUCUAUACACAUGGACCAAAUCCUCAAAUCCCGCUUUCGCCUGCUUCAAUCGCAGGCGCCGCAGCCUACAAGGCCGUGUUCAUAAUACAACCAAGUUUUGACUACGUAAAUUAUUCUCAUGAGGUUAACAGAAUAGCAGACGUUGCCGCUCGGGAAGCACUUUUCCUGUUACAACAAUUUCCGUUGCCCAAUGUGGAUCCCAAAGUUGUUUCUAUAUCGGCAGCGGCUGGCGCGCAUCGUUUGUACAAUCAACAUUGUCAACAUCUCUGCUUUGAGGAAAAAAUUCUGCGUAAUAUGGAGGGCCCCAUCGAAAGUAUACAUUUUACAUCUAAAUUUUAA